Messenger RNA from Sphaeroforma arctica JP610, 206 nucleotides. RefSeq lists its product as hypothetical. The record is from RefSeq and is a predicted model, not a curated record. The annotation marks the transcript as partial. Lineage: Eukaryota; Ichthyosporea; Ichthyophonida. The transcript has a single exon.
AAUCGAAAAAGAGUGUGAGCAACUCUAUCCAAGCAUUCACAGCACACACUGAUGGGACGAUGAGUGGAGGUAUCCAAUGCAUGAAUGUCAAUGGCGAAGACAUCAUGAUGUACUCCAACUACACAGAGGAUGAUAAGCCACGGAUGCACGUGGUAAGUCAGUUGACACCCACACCACCCCACUUACACGCGAGUAUAUGUGACUGA